Molecule: messenger RNA, 4369 nt
Organism: Rhipicephalus sanguineus (brown dog tick)
Lineage: Eukaryota; Metazoa; Arthropoda; Arachnida; Ixodida; Ixodidae
Product: E3 ubiquitin-protein ligase MARCHF6
Exons: 22
Coding region: 109-2814 (901 amino acids)
Cellular component (GO): endoplasmic reticulum membrane
Molecular function (GO): zinc ion binding
Source: RefSeq, a predicted model, not a curated record
GUGAUUUUGAUAGGUUUUCAUAUUAUCAAGAUUUUUAUGGAGCCUAGGUGAGCCGGAUAUGGUUUUACUUAAAGUUGUUUAUUUCCGGACCUGACGUCAUAUACCAACAUGGACGAUUCCCAGCUUCAAGACAUCUGUCGGGUAUGUCGCUCGGAAGGGGCACCCGACAAGCCAUUGUUCCAUCCAUGCAUCUGCACUGGAAGCAUCAAGUACAUCCACCAAGAUUGUCUGGUUCAGUGGCUGAAGUACAGCAGAAAAGAAUACUGUGAACUCUGCAACCACCGGUUCUCCUUUAUGCCAAUUUACUCUCCUGACAUGCCAAAACGGUUGCCAAUUCGGGACAUAGUGAGUGGCCUGCUGAGCAGCCUGGGCACGGCCAUCCGCUACUGGCUGCAUUACACUGUGGUGGCCUUUGCUUGGCUAGGCAUAGUGCCCCUUACAGCCUGUCGCAUAUAUCGAUGCCUAUUUACUGGAUCUGUGAGCUCACUCUUAACAUUGCCUUUGGAUAUGCUUUCCACGGAGAACUUGCUGUCAGACAGCUUAUAUGGCUGUUGCAUCGUUACUUGCACGCUGUGUGCCUUUAUCAGCUUGGUGUGGCUACGAGAACAAGUAAUUCAUGGAGAGGGUCCAGACUGGCUAGAGCAAGACCCACAGCAUGCUGACGGUCUGGCAGAAGCUGAGCCAGGAGAAGUUGUGGGGCCACCCUUAGGGCCAGUGCCUCACCAUGCUGACGAACCUCCUGCACAGGCAGAUGACCACGUUGCUCAGGAUGAUAUCAACUGGAACCCAAUUGAGUGGGACAGAGCAGCUGAGGAGCUUACCUGGGAAAGGCUGCUUGGACUGGAUGGAUCUCUUGUGUUUUUGGAGCACGUAUUUUGGGUUGUUUCCCUUAACACACUCUUCAUCCUUGUCUUUGCCUUCUGUCCGUACCAUAUUGGACAGUUUGCCAUCAUGGGUUUCCGGCUGAAGAGCUACGUGGCUGUGUCUCAAUUUGAGGGCCUCUUGACCACGCUGUGUGGCUAUGUGCUGCUGGGCGUGGUCUUGGUGUUUCUGCAUGGCCUAGCAGCCUUGGUGAAGCUGCGCAGGACGCAACGCCUACUGGGCCUCUGCUAUGUGGUGGUCAAGGUGGCCCUGCUCUCCGUUGUUGAGAUUGGGCUCUUUCCUCUGGUUUGUGGCUGGUGGCUCGACGUCUGCUCCUUGAGCAUGCUGGAUGCCACUUUGUCAGAUCGAGAGUCCAGCUUCCAGCUGGCACCUGGGACAUUCAUGUUCUUGCACUGGCUGGUUGGCAUGGUGUAUGUCUUCUACUUUGCCUCGUUUGUGCUUCUUCUGCGUGAGGUGCUUCGGCCUGGCCUGCUGUGGUUUCUGCGGAAUCUCAAUGACCCAGACUUCAAUCCCAUACAAGAGAUGAUCCACCUGCCAAUUCUGCAACAUGUCCGCCGCUUCUUGGUGUCGCUGGUGAUUUUUGGCACUACAGUGCUCCUUAUGGUGUGGGUGCCAGUGCGGCUUAUCCAGUGUCUCCUGCCAGGAUUCCUCCCAUACCAUGUCUUGAUUUCAAGUGAAAGUCCAUCUCAAGAGAUCUCGUUGGAGCUGAUACUGCUGCAGGUGGUAUUGCCCACUCUCUUGGAGCAGGGCCAUAUGAAACAGUGGCUCAAGGCCUUGGUGCGUGCAUGGUGUGUGGGUGUGGCCUGCCUCCUUGAUCUGCGUUCCUACUUGCUUGGAGAUGCUCCUGACACCCAGACAGAGCAGGAUGGGGCUGCAGAAGGGGGCCAGCAGGCUGGAGACGGUUCUCAGCUAAUGGGCCCCCUGAACGAAGUGGACGAGGAGGUGGAUGACGAAGAGGAGGAGGACGAGGAAGAUGACGAAGAGGAAGCAGGUGCUGCACCUGUUGUGCUUGGGGCAGCUCAUCAGGCACUUCUUCAAGGGCCUGGUCCCUCAGCAUUCCAGGCAUACCAGAGACCACGCUGGUUUCCAUUGCGCCUGGCUGCAUUGCUGUGCUGCAUUGCAUUUAGCUUGACAGCACUGAGCUUUGCCAUGCUCACCAUUCCAGUGAGCAUGGGUCGCCUUGUGAUGAUGGUGCUAAUGCCUGGUGGCCGAGUGCAUGAGUUCUACACGGCAGCCUGUGGUCUCUACUCGUGUUGGCUGGCUCUGCGUUGCCUCACCCUGCUGUGCAGCUGGCUGCCUCGGGGCUGGAACACCAUUCUCAGCAAGCUCCACUCUUGGAUGCUCAUUUCAGUAAAGUCCCUGGUAGCCAUGAGCCUGCUGCUCGGUCUUAUCCCAUUAUUGAUGGGGCUGCUGUUCGACCUGGUGGUGAUAAUCCCUCUUCGGGUGCCCCUCAAUGCCACUCCUCUCUUUUACCUCUGGCAUGAUUGGGCACUUGGUGUGUUGCAUACGAAGAUAAUUUGUGCUGUAACGCUCAUGGGCCCUAACUGGUGGCUUAAGCGAGUCAUUGAUGAGAUGUACCAGGAUGGUGUGCGACAGUUGAACCUGCGCCUGGUAGUUAUGGAUCUGGUUGUUCCUGUGGUGGUGGUGCUGGGCCUUGCUCUGGCUGUACCAUACCUACUGGCCACCAGCUUGGUGCCCGCAUUUGGCAGCAGCAUGGAGACACAAAAUUUGGUUCUGCGACGGAUCUACCCUUCUCUGCUGGCACUUUGUGCCUUUAUGGCAUUCAUGGUGUUUCAAGUGCGCCAGUUCUGUCGACUAUAUGAGCACAUCAAGAAUGAUAAGUACCUUGUAGGCCGGCGGCUAGUCAACUAUGAGCACAGGAGGCCUGCGUCGAGCUUUGCAACCACAUCUCAGCUGACAGCUUCCUCUUAGGACCUGCUGGCCCAUGUGUACAUAAAUGUCCCACGCACUGGACUUGCCUGAUGUGGUAGUGCGUGUGUGCCCAAGCUGGAUGGAUCCUGGCUUCUUGGCGCUACCAAAAGCUGCUCUGUCUGUCAGAACUGCAUUUCUCGUGUUGUAUAGUCGACAUUUUAAAGGCUGGGCUGGCUUCUCCAAUGGCACUGGCUGAACCAGUGAUGGAAGGCUGCUUCGCGAGAGCAGUGAUAUACUACAAACGUUAAGGCACCCUAAGGGUUACUUGAGCAAGUUCAUGGUUAUGAUGUCUGACCAUGAAAGGUUGGCACAUUGUCAACACAUGGCUGGCCUGUUGAUUGCAGAGAAAGAUGCGCGCUUCAAACUGAUGUGAUUGCCCAUGAUCGAACAAGGGUCACCAGCCGUACUGCCAGUCAUGAUAAUCUAGAUGGUACCAGCUCUGUAAGUGCCCUCUGAGAACUGCUGGUUCAGACCACAUUGCUGGGAGAAGUUCUUGCCGCAUAGGUGUCACUGUGGAGGUGAGGAAAAGAUCAGGUUGGCAAGUGCAAACUUUGUGUGCAAGUGUUUUUCACAGGUGCUUGCAACCAAAGGUGAUGCUGCUGUUUUUGAGUAAAGUGGAGUACUAUGUACAGGGCAGAAAGUGUUCAUUCAAGCUGUUGCAUGUUCUCCUGUUGUACGAGAAUAGGUGGGAUGCCAGAGGUGCUUUUUCCUUUUCUCAGCUGCAUCUAUGAUUAAGUGUGAAAAAUAUUCUUUUUGGCAUCCUGGUAUGCUUAAGUAAUGUGUGUGGCAAUUUUGCAGCUCUGGAAUAUAUUUUAAAUCACUUGCAUGUAAUCUUUGAGUGAUGUGUGAUAAAGCACUUGGCAGAUAUUUUUAAUUUUUAUUGUUGGCAUGGGGGCAAGUUGGCACCAUUUUUUUUUUUUGCUUUUGUAGCUUAACUUUCCACAUUGGUGUUGAAAUUUCCAUUGUAACCAUAAGAACUGGGCCUGCUUUGAAUGAACAUAGCUGUAUGUCCUCUGUGUAGAGCUUUCUGGUGAUCUUGUACCUUUCGUUGUAGACCCCACAUUCCAAAUACUAAUCAUGGAAGCUUUGUACAGACCAAAGCUUGUUUGCUCAGAAGUUAGUGAGAGUUGCAGUUUUUAUCGCAAAUUUUGAAAUGGAUUUGUAUUCUGCUCCUUGAUCUGUUUCAAAACUGUACAAUGGUGAGCUCUGUGUUGUUUUCUUUUGUAUAGGUUGCAUAGGAGCUGCAGUUAUGACUGCACAUUGUAUAUUAUGUUGAAAAGACUGAUUGAUUUUGCUUUAUGAUCAGACAUGAAAUUGCAUUGUAUUCAAUACAAAAUGUAAAAAAAGGGAAAGUUGUGUACAUUAUAGCUUUGUUAGCUGAACUUUCAUGUCUGAUGUGACUGGCUUGAAACAGUGUACCUUGAAUGUAAGGGCUUGCUUUCCCAUCUGUGGAGAAACAUCUCUUUGGUUGUCUUAGAGUCAUUAAGGUGGUGAAGUUCAGGUGGCAUAUUUAGGUCAAUAAAAGCUGAAAGGUGAAAUUAUUUUCGAAAACAAA